This is a messenger RNA of Fimicolochytrium jonesii, 892 nucleotides long. RefSeq lists its product as uncharacterized. The record is from RefSeq and is a predicted model, not a curated record. The transcript has 2 exons. NCBI's taxonomy places the organism in Eukaryota, Fungi, Chytridiomycota, Chytridiomycetes, Spizellomycetales, Powellomycetaceae. Bases 110 to 505 code for a protein of 131 amino acids.
CUCGUGACAAGCCAGCAGCCAUGACAAUCCUUGCACAACAUCCAUCAGCUGGGCGCGUAUUAAAGAAAGAACGAGAUGAUCCCAAGGAAACCCCUCUUCCAAAGUAAAUAUGGCGGUGAUGAGGGUUACAAGCCUUGUUCAGCGCUAUGGGUCGCCAAUCCCAAUCGUUACCCUGUUCCUUCUCUCAGGCUGCUGCCCCAAAUAUGUGUUGUGCGUGCGUAUGGAGUCGUUUUGGGCGGCAUAUAUGAUAUCCCCCCCGUCAAGCAACGUUAAGAGAAAGUCCAUCGGGAAAAGUCUAACCCGGCACCCCUACAAUCCUGUCGCCCCCAUAACAGCGUUUUCUUCUCUCUCGCCUUCACGCAUUUGGUAUAACGAGACAGGAGAGCAUAGCAUACAAUCGAAGCAGAAGAAUACAUCACAGGCAGCAAUACACUUUUUCUCUUGUCCCCCACCGCACGUCCAUUCCAGUCAGCCCCGGCGCAGCCCGCCCCUCCCAGGUUCUUGAAGAGAAAGCUUAGAUCUGUACGAUUUUUUUCGCUCGAGAUCCCAGCGCAGGACGUUGGCUAUACUACGUACGCACCCGGGACGAAACGGGGGGAAACGGAACGGGGGCAGGAUCUGGAUGCGGGAGCUGCACACAGCAUAGUUAGAUUCUACACAAAAACAGCAUCAAGGGAACGUUGCAAUAACAUCCCAUAGCACCCCCCACCCCCCAACACGAAUGGCAGCCCAACCCUUCUGGUCGUCCGUCCUCCGCGUCACCCGUCUCGGUGGGGGGAGCAGCACGGCCACCACCACCACCACCACUACCAACACCGCGGGGACCCGGCCUGCGACAUCCACCUCCAUGGCAUCGUCAUCAUCCUCAUCGAGUAAACAAUCGCCUCGAUCC